AAGAAACUUCGAGAUCAAGAGGUAUCUUCGGGGAGACAAGACACUUCAGAAGAAUUGAUGUCCUCUUAUCCACCUUCUACCAAUAAUGAUGUGAGCCAGCUUCUAGCUGAAGAUUCUAAUCCUGAA
This is a messenger RNA of Racocetra persica, 126 nucleotides long. Lineage: Eukaryota; Fungi; Glomeromycota; Glomeromycetes; Diversisporales; Gigasporaceae. The record is from the annotation of a GenBank genome assembly.